This is a messenger RNA of Pedinophyceae sp. YPF-701, 873 nucleotides long. NCBI's taxonomy places the organism in Eukaryota, Viridiplantae, Chlorophyta, Pedinophyceae. The record is from the annotation of a GenBank genome assembly.
AUGGCAGCAGGGGCGACGGGGCCGGCCGGGCCUGGCAAGACCAGGAUCGCACUGUGUCAGUUCGAGGGCGGCAAGGCGAGCAAGGCGGACAACAUCGCGGCCAUGCGGGCCGCCGUGCGAGAGGCCGCAGAGGGCGGGGCGCAGCUUGCCCUGCUGCCCGAGAUGUGGCACUGCCCGUACAGCAACGACGCGUUCCCCGGCGCGGCCGAGGACAUCGACGCAGGGUCGUCGGAGUCGGUGCGGGCGAUGGCCGAGGCGGCGAGCGCGUCGGGGAUCACCGUCGUCGGCGGCACCAUCUCGGAGGCGCGGGCCGGCGGCGUCUACAACACGUGCUGCGUGUUGGGCCCCGACGGGGCCCUGCUGGGCAAGUACUCGAAGACGCACCUGUUCGACAUCGACAUCCCUGGCAAGGUCACCUUCCGCGAGUCCGACACGCUCACGCGGGGGCCGGGCCUGACGGUCGUGGACACCCCCAUCGGGCGCGUCGGCCUCGGCAUCUGCUACGACCUUCGGUUCCCGGAGCUCGCGAUGGCGUACGCGCGGCGCGGCUGCCACCUCAUCUGCUACCCCGGCGCCUUCAACACCACCACCGGCCCCCUGCACUGGUCUCUCCUGCAGCGCGCCCGCGCGGUGGACAACCAGCUGUUCGUCGCGAGCGCGUGUUGUGCGCGCGACGAGAGCGCCUCCUACGUGGCGUACGGGCACUCCAUGGCCGUCGGACCCUUCGGCGAGGUCCUCGUCGAGGCCGAGACUGCCCCGGGGGUGUUUUUCGCGGACCUCGACAUGGGUGAGAUCGCCACUCGGCGCAGCAACAUGCCGCUCGCGAGCCAGCGGCGGGGCGAUCUGUAUGAAUUCGUCGACAAGACCGCGUAG